Molecule: messenger RNA, 270 nt
Organism: Dovyalis caffra
Lineage: Eukaryota; Viridiplantae; Streptophyta; Magnoliopsida; Malpighiales; Salicaceae
Source: the annotation of a GenBank genome assembly
AUGAAUUUGAGGAGGGAUUUGAUGGGAAGGAGGAUAAGGAUUUCGCUUAGCAGGUCUUCAUUGUUGACGAUUGUUUCCAUUGACAAAGAGAACAGGGUUGAGCUUGUUUUGGUUCCUUCUGCGCAGAGCAUGGCGAUUAGGUAUCGUUUGAUAGAGAUACAAAUUGCGAGGCAGGGAAGUUUACAUGCAGAAAACCCUACUACUGGGAGUCGGUGGAGUAAGUUGGUAUGGCUAAAUGGGCCGGGCCGUAAACCCUACUUGGUAGAGUAA